GCGAACGGCCGUUUGUUUACAUCACGAUGACGGAGACGAUUUCCUCCUUUCCGUAAAUCGUCUCUUUUUAUCGCUCUGACUCGAAGACACUGAGAUACAUAAGAGAUGCUGUCCCCAAAUGUCCCUGAGUUCGUUCCAAGAGGAAUGCAACCCACAGGCCCAACCGGAGGAUAUGAGCGGACUAUUCCACCUGCGGUUGAAAGGCUCCAUACAAGCCAGAGCUCCAUUCAGACAAUCAGAGCAGAGAGAAAGGAGGAGGAUUGGCAGCGGAGACAAGUGCAGAAUGCCUCUUCGCUAGAACCAGAGAGAAGGGAUUCAAAAGAGUCUUUUGGUGGUAAGAAGGGGGGAGGCUCGAACAGGGGCAGGCAUGGGUCAUAUAGUUCUUACACAAGAGAUAGAGACAGUUUUCGAAGCUAUGACAACUGGAGGCAGAGAGUGGAUGAAAAUCCAACUGACAGACAAGGUUCUUAUUUCAAGAGCACAAGGAGACCCACCAAGGGUGAUUCAGAAGGAGACUGCAACAAAAAUAGGAGUCAACAUGGAAAACAGCGUCCCUGGAAGCAGAAAGGUGAAAGUCAAGAAAGGGAGAAUGUCCAGAACAAAGAAGGAAAGAAAACUGUGGGGAGAGGGAAGAACAUAGCCUUAGGGCCAACCCAUGCCACAGAGACCCAGUCCCCUUCAUAUUGCAAGCCAGGUGUCAGUUAUGGUAAAAUCCUUGCUGGUGAUUUUGCUUGGGGAGGAAAGACUUCACUGGUUGGAGAUGGAGGUAAUCACCCGAAAACGUCUAAUGACUCAGGCUUGAUCUCAAAUGGCCAGCAAGAAGAGCAAUGGCCUUCCCUCCCUGGUUUCCAUACCAGGGCACUGGCCAAAGGGGAGAGGGUAGAGGCUGAAAGUCCCAGAGGCAGAGAGACUUCUCUUGCACAGGAUGGAGCUAUGGUAGACAGCAUGAAAGAUUCAGCUAUAAAAGAAAGUAAUACAAUUGGGAAGGAGGCAGUGGAAGUAACCAGGGUAGAAAAGGAAGAUUUGUCAUGGGGAAAGUUGACAUCUAGUGAUGAGAAAAAGGUUGGUGAAAAGGAUGAUGAAAGACAAACAGAAAAUGCUAUUGUCUGUGAAAUUAGAAGAAAUGAGAAUGCAGUAAAGGAGGGUCAUACAGGCCAAAGACAUGAUUCCCUGGAUUUAAAGCCAGUUCCUAGAGAAGGAGAGAAAAAAUACACAAACAGAUCUCCAAGAGGAAAGGUCACAAACAGCCAACAGCCAGAGGAAAAGGAAGAUGGGAACUUUGAAUGGCAGGUUAAAAGAGAUCGUCGGAAACAAGUGAAACCUCAGGAAGAGACAACAAAGUUGAGUGUUUUAGUGCAGCAGCAGAAAGGAGUGAAAAAUAGGAAAGGCAAAGCUGAUGUCAACCCUAGUUUUGCAAAGGGGAAAGCAGUAUCUAAGAGUGAAACCAAGUCAACAAAUCAACACACUAUGAAAAAUAAGCCUCAUGUAAUUGCAACAUCUGCUAAUAAGAUUAACAGAAAAAUGAAGCAAAAUCCUCCAGGGCAACAAGAUCAGUCAGCUGUGGAAGGACCUGGUGUUUCAUCUCUUGCUGAUAAAGCUUCUGCCAAGAAUAAUGGUUCUGUGCCAGUAGAUGCUAAGAAACCCAUCACUUCGGAAAAAGAUUCAUCUAAGCUGAAAGCAAAGAAACUUAAAAAGAAGGAAGAGAAGAUGAAAAUUAGAGAGCAACAGAUCCGGAAAGCUCAAGAGAUGAUGAAGAAAGACUCUAAGCUCUCAAUGAUAACAAAGGCCUUCUUAGAAUCAGCUGCCUACACUGGCAGUGGUGGGCAGACAUCAAGAAUGUCAAAAACAGCUGGCCAGAGCCUCUUUGAGAAUUUCCCCAGUCUGGGUGAACAGAGCCCAUACAUUGUAAAAAGAAAUGUUAAAGGUAAUGUCGUGCCUCCAGCUACUAGUAAAAGUGGUUCUCAUGAGGAUUCCAGGGAGAGGAAGAAACCAAGAAACCCAUCAGUUCCUCUGGCAAGUCAAGCCAGUGGAAGUGGGACAGCCAGUGGAAGCAUAACUUCCCCUUCUGUUUCAAGCUACUCUGGGGUGCUCUUGGCCUCACCCAGGAGAGCUGCAGAAUCUCAGUCUCGCGCCAUGGACGACAGUCAAGUCAAGGACACGAGGAAUGUGGUGGCACAGAAGAAAAAGGUCAAGACUAGGGACCGCAUUGAACUGGACCUCAUGUGUGCAGCGCUUGAGUCCAAGAAGAGAAAAGAAAAGGAACUCUCUGAUAAGAUCCUCAUGUCGGAGUUGCAUCCUGGAUUAGAGAAGCCCAAGAGAAGUAUGGAAACUCAUACAGUUAUCAAAGGCUCGAAAAAUGCCUUUGCUGGUCAUCUCAGAGCCAAGGCUAAAGGCACUGCCCCAGCCACAACGCUCUUCCGAGGCUUCCAGCGCGAAGGGAGGGAGCAUAAAUACCUCUCACCACUCAAGAAACGGAUGAAGAAAGCCCGACUGCAGGAAGCCGAGACGUUGCUGGCCAUUGUUAGAGAAGCAAAAAAGGCCCAGGAGAGGUUGAUCCAGGAAUCCCUCUCUCAGUCAGCAGAGACCAUUGUGGAGGAUGAGGCGAAGCUGUCUGAGUCAUCGCAGUUGUUACCAUCUUCUUCCCCAGAGUUACCAAAAGAUGAAAUUAUAAAUGAGAAGAGAGAUUUGAAAGAUGUUAAUGGGUGUGACGGUGAAGGUAGUUCAGUUGCUGAUGUGGGAGAAGAAGAACUUAAGGGUGAUUCUCUGAGUGCAAGUGAAGGAUUGCAGUCUGCUACAAGGUUGAGUGUGGAUGGAACGGAGGCAGUUGCUGAGCCCCAAGACAUGAAUUCGGAAACACAGGUCACCCAAGAACCUCAGAGCAUCUCAGAUGCAAGAAGAUCCGAACUUGAACAGGACAUGAAAAAUAUGGACCAAGAGAGCACAUCCAACAAGAAAAUAGUGAACACAACUACAACAGUAACAAACAAAGACAUAAAAAAAGUCAUCAAGGACAUCCAUGCACUCGACAUCUCUCCAGCAAGAGUGGGAGGCCUUCUGGCCAACCUUGACGACCCUGAGCUGGCUAAGAGGUGCUCUGAACUGGCCCAGGAAAUCAAGAUCAUGGCCCACCCUGUGCACAAGAUGUCCUUCAGGGAGUACUGCGACCAUAUGAUCACCCCAGAGGUGGACUCGGAAGCCAAGAAACUGGUGACGAUGCUGGUGAAGUUUCAGGAGCGGCAAUAUCAGCGUGACCCCAUAAAGGCCAAAAUCAGACGGAGAUAUGUAUGUGGCCUGAAGGAAACGACAAAACUGAUGACGAAGAUGUCUUGUGUCAUUGUGGCUCCCGACAUUCAGCGUAGUAGAGGGCCUGGCCUCCUAGAUGAAGUGGUGGCCAAGAUGCUGAACCGGGCGAGGGAGAGUGGCGUUCCCCUCAUCUUUGCCCUAUCCCUCAAGAAUCUGGGGAAGCUGUGCCACAAGAGUGUACCUGUGAGCUGCAUUGGCAUCAUCAAUUACCAAGGAGCUCAGGAUGUCUUCAAUCAGUUAAUGGAGCUGGUACCCGCAGCUAAGGCCAAGUACCAAGCUCUCGUCAAUACUGGACUGUGCACUGUACCUGCUGAAGCGGAAGGACUCUCAGAUGAGGAGAAAGAGCCUGAAGGAUCCUUGUUGAAAGAUGCCGUGACCUCGUAGUGUGUGAUUUUUAUAUGUAGCGGCAGAAAACUUGUGUGUGCUGUGAGUGAGUUUGGUGAGGGGACGGGUCUUGGUGGCUGUGACUGAUGUUGACUGUACUUGUUGCCUGUAAAUGGCUUUGCAGGAACUGAUGCUUGUAGGUGACUGCAGUUUAAGGCCUGGGAAUGGCUGUGCAUUGAAUAAUUCAUAUGUGUAAGUGAUAUUUUAUUGUCUACAGUUAAAAGUAACUGUGCAGAAUAUAUUCUUAACAGUAUGGAUAGGAAAAAUGCUAUUGAAAUAAGGAAAAUCUUUACAUGCUAAA
This is a messenger RNA of Penaeus chinensis, 3988 nucleotides long. RefSeq names its product microtubule-associated protein futsch-like (gene Sbp2). Gene Ontology annotation, cellular component: ribonucleoprotein complex. The transcript is spliced from 9 exons. Lineage: Eukaryota; Metazoa; Arthropoda; Malacostraca; Decapoda; Penaeidae. The record is from RefSeq and is a predicted model, not a curated record. Gene Ontology annotation, biological process: selenocysteine incorporation. Gene Ontology annotation, molecular function: mRNA 3'-UTR binding; ribonucleoprotein complex binding; selenocysteine insertion sequence binding. The coding region runs from base 106 to 3687 and encodes 1193 amino acids.